AUAGAUGUUCGUCAUCACGCCGCGACCCUGAGGGAGGGCUGGUGGAGAGCACGUUGAUGCACCGGAGCUCCGGCAGUUCAGGAGGAAAGAAAAGGGAGAAAAGGGCAGCUCCUUCUCCUCGGAACCCCUUCUGCUUCUGCUCUGCACGCCUUCCAACGAAUUACAUCAGGGAGUCGCCGGUGAAGCCGCAUCAGCUUCUACGAGCUCACGAUGUCAGUCACGGAGAUGUUCAGCUACAUCCAGGGCUUUUUAAGUGCCGACCAAGAUGUUCGAGAGGACAUAAGGAAGGUUGUCCAAGUGCUGGAGCAGACCGCGAGGGAGAUACUGACUGUUCUUCAAAGCGUCCAUCAGCCAACUGGUUUCAAAGACAUUCCCAGCAAGUGCCUCAAGGCCAGAGAACUGUUUUCCACAGUUCAAACCCAAAUCGGUGAGCUGAAAACAAAGUUUCCAGUGGAACAGUACUACAGAUUUCACGAACACUGGAGGUUUGUUCUUCAGCGCCUCACCUUUCUCGCAGCUUUUGUGGUCUAUUUGGAGAGUGAGUCCUUGGUGACGCGAGAGGAAGUGGCUAAAAUACUUGGAACUGAAGUUGACAGAGAAAAGGGCUUUCAUUUGGACAUUGAAGAUUAUCUAGCAGGAAUUCUUAUUAUGGCCAGUGAACUGUCAAGAUUGGCAGUCAAUAGUGUGACAGCUGGAGACUAUGGGCGUCCCCUCCGUAUCUCCAAUUUUAUCAAUGAACUUGAUUCUGGGUUUCGCUUGCUCAAUCUGAAAAACGACCCUCUGCGUAAACGCUAUGAUGGCCUCAAGUACGAUGUCAAGAAGAUCGAGGAGGUGGUGUAUGACCUGUCUAUCCGUGGCCUUGCCAAGGAGCCAGAGGCUGGGGGAGAUAAGUAGAGGCAGUAGGGGAACGGAAGAGGCCGCGGGGCACAACCCUGGCCGGAAUUCUCCAUGACUGAGAGAAUGGAGACUUAACCUGCCAGUGGGCAGGUGGGUGGAGGAAGAGAAGAGGGGAUGGAGGUAUUGAAGCCCCAGAAGCCUUUGACAGUGGUGUGUAUUUUGAAGCCACCUGUCUGACCGGGUGGAAAGCUGUUUAGAACUGUUAAAAAAGGGGAGAUGUUCAGUUUCUCACCACUAUUGAGCGAAGUUUACUUUUGUACAGUUCACCUGUAUGUUUGGUUGGAUGUGCCAUUUUGCUGUUCUUAUUGUUUUGUGUUGGUUAUCACACUUGUGAAUCAUUGUACAGUCAAACAUCUGAUAUGGAGGGAGUUAUUAUUACUAUGGUUAUUGAUUUAUGAAUACAUAAGGAAUAAUUUGACA
Molecule: messenger RNA, 1317 nt
Organism: Colossoma macropomum (tambaqui)
Lineage: Eukaryota; Metazoa; Chordata; Actinopteri; Characiformes; Serrasalmidae
Gene: tsn
Product: translin
Exons: 6
Coding region: 211-894 (227 amino acids)
Biological process (GO): RNA metabolic process
Cellular component (GO): nucleus; cytoplasm
Molecular function (GO): RNA binding; sequence-specific DNA binding; single-stranded DNA binding
Source: RefSeq, a predicted model, not a curated record